Messenger RNA from Phytophthora infestans T30-4, 558 nucleotides. RefSeq lists its product as uncharacterized. Lineage: Eukaryota; Oomycota; Peronosporomycetes; Peronosporales; Peronosporaceae. The record is from RefSeq and is a predicted model, not a curated record. Bases 1 to 558 code for a protein of 185 amino acids. The transcript has 3 exons.
AUGUACGGAUACGUCACACCAGCGCAAUCCAAGCCGAUGAUCAGCGCUUCGAGUAAGAACGAGAAGAUAUUGCCCAUGACUAAGAAGAGUGGAGAACGUAAAGUGCCCUCAGGCGCCAGGCGACCCUGCUACGGUACAGUACAUGUAGAUGCUGUCGGAGGUUUCAGAGCAACGGGUGGAUUCAAGCAGGAGAUCCAAAUCCAGUUAACGCCACCGCCAAACGAUGUUAGCGCUUUAAGCAACGCGCAUCGGUCUUACAUGUGGAGGCAUUUUAUGAAUUGUGCGUGCACAAAUUUUCUGCUCGGAGGAGCUCCAACUCCAGCUGCAUUUUGCUCCAAGUUCCACCCAGUAGCCUCUUCUUAUCGCAAAAUGCUCGCCCGCACGUCUGCUCUGCGCCGCGCGGCCUCGACUGCCACCGGUGCUGUUCGCAACGCCAGCACGAUCCAAUCCAUCCACGCGCGCGAGAUCAUCAACAGCCGCGGCAACCCCACAGGCGAGGCGGAUCUGACGCGGGAACUGCACUGGAAUCGUCCGCACGUGGCCAACGGUCGAGAGUAA